Hippoglossus stenolepis (Pacific halibut) is the source of this 1993-nucleotide messenger RNA. Its product is annotated as P2Y purinoceptor 4-like. The transcript has 2 exons. The record is from RefSeq and is a predicted model, not a curated record. The coding region runs from base 1 to 1197 and encodes 398 amino acids. Gene Ontology annotation, cellular component: plasma membrane. Lineage: Eukaryota; Metazoa; Chordata; Actinopteri; Pleuronectiformes; Pleuronectidae. Gene Ontology annotation, molecular function: G protein-coupled receptor activity. Gene Ontology annotation, biological process: G protein-coupled receptor signaling pathway.
AUGGCCUGGAAAAAAACACUGAUAACUAUUGGGUGUUUGUUCACACAGGUGGGCGUGCUCGACACCAAAAUAUGUUGGCAGGGUUGUUUCUCUCAGCACAGUAACAAAGACAUGGGAAACACUCAGGUCCAGCCUCCAGAGAGAGCCUUCUGUGACCUGGACCCAUAUCAGGGUUUACCGCUGGUGCAGCUCACAGUGAUGCCGUCCUUCUUCCUGGUGGUGCUGGUCCUCGGGCUGCCCCUCAACCUGCUCUCCCUCUGGAUCUUCUUCCACCGCCUGCGCCGCUGGACCCGCAGCACCGUGUUCCUCUUCAACCUGACCCUGGCCGACACCUCGUGGCUGCUGGCCCUGCCCCUCCUCGUCCACUACCACGUGGACCGGCUGCGCUGGAGGCUGGGGCUGCCGCUGUGCGUGGCCGUGAGGAUGCUCUACCACAACUACUUCUACCUCAGCAUCUUCUUCGUCACCUGCGUCAGCGUGGACCGGUACCUGGCCAUCGUGCACCCGCUGCGCUCUCUGGUGCUGCUGGGCCGGCGGAAGACGUGCCUGCUGUGCGUGGCGGUGUGGGCGGCCACUCUGCUCCUCAGCGUGCCGGUGGCCAGCAUGACCCUCAUCCAGACGUGCCCCGAGACCAACCGCACCGUGUGCACCAUGUACAUCCUGCUGACUGACACCGGGGAGAGCUUACCGUAUUCCCUGGUUUGCUCCAUCCUCUGCUUCCUCUUCCCGCUGCUCCUCAUCUGUUACUGCGGCCUGAGAAGCGUCCGGGAGCUGCGGCGGAGGCCCAGCCGAACCGACCCGCACAACAGGCAGCGGCGGCGGCUGCGGCGCGUCCUGAGCGCGGCGCUGGUCCUCUUCGCCCUCUUCUACCUGCCCUACCACCUGAGCCGCAACGCCGCCGUCGUGAUGAGGGCGGUCUACCCCGACAACCCAGCCUCCUGGUGGGCCUCGGACCUGGCCUUCACCCUGGAGAUGUGCUUCUGCAGCCUCAUCACCUGCAUCAACCCGCUGUUCAGCUGCUUCAUAGGCCGCCAGUUCAGGGGAGAGUUCCAGGGCUCUCUGACGGUGGUGUUCUCCCAGUGUCCGGGCAUGCAGGUGGCCUCUGUGAUAUCCAAGAGGGCCCGGAGGACAGUGAGGAGGAGGCAGGGGGUGUCUGCUGUCACACCCGAGUGCGCACUGCCACCACCUGAACUAUAAAAUAUCUCGAAGAACUAUAAAAAAAAAAAAAAACUUUGUAUAUUUGAUUACUGAUAGCAGAUUUAUACAGUAAAGGCCCCAGACAUAGGAAUUCCCUUUGUUUGAGACCAUGUGGCCACAAAUAAGUUUGUUGCAAAUGCAUUGUGCAAAUAGUUUGAAAGUAGGGCUGGAAGAUAUGGUCCAAAAUUACAGCAAGAUAACAAAAUUACAUAUCAUUUGACAUCAAUCAUGAUAAAUGUCAUAUUGUUUCUUUUUAGUUUGAAGGAUUAAAGAUAAAGAAGUUUAAAAACUGAUUUUUGCUCCAGAGCAGAGAAUGACAAACAAAACCUUUUGUAAAUGUGAGGUAUAUGUGUUAUACCUCCUCAUUGUACUUACACAAUGCAUAAGCAUUAAAUUGAUAUACUGAAGCUUUGUUUUACUGCUAUUGAUAUAUAUUUUACGAUAAUUAUUGAUAAUUUUAUUGUCUAGCCCUAUUUAACAUAAUUAAUUUCGUAUAUGUAUUAGAGCUAUUUAUGAUAGAUACAUGUUUUUAAAUUGUUACUAGUUCCUUAUAGCCCCUAACGUUUGGUGGUGAUUAUAAUCAAUCAUAUACCUACCUACAGUGAAUGUUCAUUCAUUCAUGAAGACUCCAGAUGCUUGUUGACAGUAAUGGCUGUAUACAUUUUGUAAUGUAAGCAAAUGUAUGCACAUUAUAUUCAUCAUUGCUGAUGGUACACAUGGUAAUGUGCUGGUUUAUGUUUGUUUAUUAUACAGAUAAAUAAUCCAUCAUCCAUCCAUCAUGUCCUCAACAAAUGGU